AAUUUCAGUAUUCAAAGAGCAGUUGCAAGAAGAACAUAUAUUUACUAACAAUUUUUUGAAGAAAACAUUUUAUUAAAAAGAGAUGCAAUAUGAAGUUAUUUAUCAUCAUUUUUGUCUAUUUGACCACACUAUCAGCCAAUGAUGAUAUUCAAACCUCCUUGGAGUUUCCCGACUAUGCGAAUGAGAUUACACAUCUGUGCAAAAAUGAAAUAAUCUCUUUUAACUUUGCUAACACAACAAUCACCUCUAUUGGUCGGGAUUUUAUUAGUAGUCCUUGGAUUACUUGUCUCAAUUUCACAAGCACUCAAAUUCACAAUAUCGAGAGAGGCGCCUUCAACAAACUUCCUAAUUUGACUCAAUUAAUUUUUUCUGAUAGUAAUAUCGACUUACAAAAACUUUUCAACUUUGGAGGUCACGAAAAUUUAAAGUUUCUUAAUCUGAAUGAUGCAUCCUCUCGCAUCUAUGACUCAUAUGAUGUUUAUAUUUUUGAAGAAUAUCCUAACUUAGAAAUCUUGUCUGCCCGUAAAAAUGAUAUCAGAGAUUUAAUUUCAGAAGUAAAUACUCCAUUUCCAAAACUGAAGAUCCUAGAUCUUUCCAGCAAUCAGAUACAAAGUACCGAUUUUGUAAAAUUGUUACCAAAUAGUUUACAUGUUCUUGAUCUCCACGACAAUUCGCUCUCUUCUUUGGUUUUUGAUAAAAACCAUGUAAACUUAUUGGCACUAAACUUGGAUUACAACAAUCUACGUUAUAUAACGAAUGUGAUGACUGGCCUAGAAAAUUUGCAAUAUCUUUCCGUUUCUGGAAACAAAAUUGAUUCUAUUGAAUCAAACGCUUUCGAAGACACUAAUAAGUUGGUAUAUUUGAACUUAUCCACAAAUAAAAUAACUCACUUUCAUUCAGAAAUAUUUAUAAAAUUGCAGUCUUUAAGAUUACUCGAUUUGAAUUAUAAUAUGCUCGAGGAAAUUCCGCAAAUUUCAAAUGAAACAAUUAUUAGUACUUUAUUCCUUAAUUGUAAUAAUAUUAAGAGUAUAAUUUCAAACGCUUUUGUACAAAUGCCAAAAUUGAUGAAAUUAUUAUUGGGAGGGAAUCAGAUCAUCGAAAUUAAUGUUAAAGCAUUCGCUCAUCUUUCGCUUUUAGAAAUAUUAGAUUUGUCGAGGAAUAAAUUAAGUUUCCUACCAGAAGGAUGGAGUGAAUUUUUAAUAUCUCUAAAAUAUUUAAAUUUAAACGAUAACCAAUUUAUCUCACUAGAAUCUUUAUCCCUAACAAACGUGUUACCAUUAAUGGAACUGCAUCUGGCGAAUAUUUCACUGGAAUAUUUAAAUAUUAGCUAUUUCGAAAACUUGCCGCAGAAUCUUAUCAUAAGUUUGAAAGAAUUUAACUCUGCAAACUGGAAUUCUGCUAGAUGCAGACCUACAGUACCUACAGUACCACAGACAGAUCCCUGGGGGACAGAUUCCUUGGGGACAGAUUCCUUGAGGACAGAUUCCUUGAGGACAGAUUCCUGGAGGAGAUAUGAUUUUAACACAGGUUAAUGAGGGGUACUGUAGGUCAUCACCCGUCAUUUGGGGCCGUUUUUUCCUCAACGAAAAUGUUGAUGAAGGCCAUCAUUUUUUGCAUGUUCCCGAUUUUUGUCAUCAUAUAUCUUUGCAAUUAAACCUUAAAUUAAAACUCAAUUAAAGUAAACUUUAUUUAAAAUUAAUCGAAGAAUGUGGUUUUGUUAAUAUUUUAUUACUACAAAGCUUAGUUUACGAAAAACCCCUUAUUUCCAAUUACUUAUAAUUCAAAAAUUAUUAGUGCCUUCACAUUUUCGUUGAGGAAAAAUUGUCUUCAGAUGAUCCCAGGAAUCUGUCUUUGAAAGAUUCAUUAUGAGUUUUGGGACACUCUGUAUAUAUAAACUGGAAGAAUGCGGAGAACUGUUAGAUCCCUCCGUAAGUCGAGAGAGAACACUUUUGUAAAUUCAACAUAU
Messenger RNA from Camponotus floridanus (Florida carpenter ant), 1966 nucleotides. RefSeq names its product leucine-rich repeat-containing G-protein coupled receptor 5-like. NCBI's taxonomy places the organism in Eukaryota, Metazoa, Arthropoda, Insecta, Hymenoptera, Formicidae. Gene Ontology annotation, cellular component: extracellular matrix. Gene Ontology annotation, molecular function: protein binding. The record is from RefSeq and is a predicted model, not a curated record. The coding region runs from base 90 to 1532 and encodes 480 amino acids. The transcript has 2 exons.